Messenger RNA from Silurus meridionalis, 2018 nucleotides. It is a transcript of the gene vegfd, whose product is annotated as vascular endothelial growth factor D. Gene Ontology annotation, molecular function: vascular endothelial growth factor receptor 3 binding; growth factor activity; chemoattractant activity. Gene Ontology annotation, biological process: positive regulation of angiogenesis; response to hypoxia; positive regulation of endothelial cell proliferation. The record is from RefSeq and is a predicted model, not a curated record. The transcript is spliced from 7 exons. Lineage: Eukaryota; Metazoa; Chordata; Actinopteri; Siluriformes; Siluridae. Bases 685 to 1584 code for a protein of 299 amino acids. Gene Ontology annotation, cellular component: membrane.
GUCUCUCUUCCACCCCCCCAUCCCCCCUCUCUCUUUUGCAUGCUGGUCUGGUUCACAUUUAAAACCACAUGUUGCUUGUGUGUAUGCAUGAGGAGCGAAUGAGGAGCUUUGCGCAGCAGCAGCUCGAAUGGGAUACGGAUAUGCCAGCCUGCCUGUCUGCCACCAGCGUGCACGUGGCUGCAGAUGGGAAGAUCUGAGCUCCGUACCGGAUCGUUCGUCUGGUCUCCUGCGCACGGACAUACGCCGAGCACACAUGCAUGAAAGUUCGCUCACGGUGCAGCAGUGGGGUGGGUGUGCCAUCUCUGAACACCCAUGCCAAAUCCAGGAUGGAUUCCUUUUGAAUUAUUAAAGCAAAAGAGCAAAGGAAGGGAUUUCUCCUCCGACUGAGGAAGAUUUAAAGCACUCCCAGAUGUGUGUGGCUUGUUUUGUUUUUUUUUUACUUCAGCUUGGUUAAAACAGGAAACUCCAUUUGGCUCCUGAGGUGUCUACUCUGUCUGUACAGAGGAACCAUCCGAUUUGUCCUUGCGUAUGUGUAAAACAAAGUGACCUUGAAUGUGUGUGUGUGGGGGGGAGUCUUGGAAAACUCUGAGUACUGCGUAUUUCCUGUGUGUAAAAGGGACUGCUAGUUUGUAGUUGUAGUAAUCCGUCGAUAGAUUGGACCCCAGAGGCCAGGAGACGUACAACAUGCGGACUCUGCUUUCCAUUUGGCUUCACGUGCUGCUGCUUGCAUAUGUCAGACUACUGCUGCUUGCGACGGAUGUCCUGGCUUCCAUCAGAGACAUAAACCAGGAGAAGUGGGAGAAGGACAUCAGGUCAGCUGCUAGCCUGGAUGAGCUGCUCAUGUUGACCGACUUUCCAGACUGGAAGCUGUGGAGGUGUCGUCUAAAGCUGAAGCACAUCGACUCGGCCGCUUUCCCAGAAUUCCGUUCGGCCUCAGUGGGAUCGCACAGAUUCACACGCUUUGCUGCCAACUCUUACAGUCUGGAGGUACUCAAAGCCAUUGAUGAAGAGUGGCAGAAAACGCAGUGCAUGCCCCGGGAGACUUGCGUGGAUGCGGCUCAGGAGCUCGGCACCAACAACGACAUGUUCUUCAAGCCGCCGUGUGUCUCCGUGUACAGAUGUAGCGGCUGCUGCAACAAAGAAGGCGUCACGUGCCGCAACACGAGCACCACCUACGUCGACAAAAUACUUUUGAGCGUGGUGCCGUUUAAAUACGGGCCUGAGCCGAUGCUGAUCAGGGUUGCCAACCACACAGAGUGUAGAUGCCAGGAACCGCAGAUGAUUCGCAGACAUGCUCUGCCCCACAGGAAGAAUGGGUGUUUUCCCAUUCGCCAGUCGGAAGAAUCCAGACGACUAUGUGAGCGAGGGCUCAUAUGGGAUUGCAUGGAGGAUCGGUGUGUGCCUUAUCCUGCUAGCAAACAAGAAAUUCCCACCAAAGCAAAUUCAGAGGAUUGUGAAAUUGACGUGGAAAAAUGCGAAUGUAUUCCCAAAGAGGCAACAUCGACCCGGAAAAACCCUUCAUGCCCGUGCGCAGCCAGGAGGAAGCAAUUCAACCAUACGUCGUGCAGCUGCAAAAGAACGUGAGAGCAUGCUUGCUUCGUGAAAACCUCGGACAAUCCGCUUCUCCUGGAGCUGCGAUCGAAGACACAUUCUAAUUUAUUUACAUUCCUUAUUUAUAACACCGCCUUACGCGUCUAACAUUUAACCCCCACUUUUUGACAUGUUCGAAAUAUUAUGUGAUGCGACAGUAAAUAUACAGGUUUCUGUGCACUGAAGAUGGUAAAAUAUCUUAAAAAAUGACUUAUGAUAAAGAACGGUAUGCUUGAAGUAAUUUUAUUCGAUGCAUGAGAACCAGAUUGUGGACAUGCAGUAUAUGGUAUUUAAUAAUUGUGUACAAAUUCAUAACUCUUGACCAUACUGUAACCAAAGAGCAUUUUCCAUAUGAUUUCAUGUUUAUUUCACAUAUUUUUAAAUGUACUGACUGUGAUUCAGGAAAUGUUGACUAAAGCCUUUGUGGA